Messenger RNA from Arabidopsis arenosa, 1388 nucleotides. NCBI's taxonomy places the organism in Eukaryota, Viridiplantae, Streptophyta, Magnoliopsida, Brassicales, Brassicaceae. The record is from the annotation of a GenBank genome assembly.
GUGGUUGUCUCUUUCAUUGGUCUGAAAAGGAAACGGAUUAAGAAAACAAACUAUAUAUAUAUUAGUUAUUGAUCUAGAUUAUAUUAUAAUGGUGAAGCAGGAGGAAGGUUGGGUAGUGUGUAGAGCAUUCAAGAAACGAACGAACGUCCCAACCAAAAGAAGGCAACUUUGGGAUUCGAACUGCUUCUUCUACGACGCCAGUACUCUCUUGGAACCUCUCGACAAGCGAGCCAAACAUAAUCCUGAUUUUGCCGGCACAACGUUUAAGCAAGAAUUACUCUCCGAGGCUAAUUUCGAAGAUGGAGAUUUCGGAUCUAUGUACCUUCAAUCCAUGGAUGAUGAUCAAUUCUACCAGCUUCCUCAGCUGGAGAGCCCCUCUCUUCCGUCGGAAAUAACUCCUCAGAUUUCGGAGAACAGUAGCCGGAAAGAUGACGUGAGCGCAGAGAAGAGGAUCACUGACUGGAGAUCUCUAGAUAAUGAUAGUUUAUCGGAGUCUGUGAAGCAAAUGGGAGCAUCAGAUUCGACUCUGCUAGGCUCUCAGGAAAAUCGAGGUGGUGAUGUGAUUACGACCAUCUCUCAUCGAUCCGAAAUAGUCGAUCCCAUUCUCGAGAAUCUUAAAGCCCUCACAGUUAGUAGGCCAAUAUUGAAGUCUCCUCCCACGGAAAGUAGCUUAACAGAUAUCUUAGUGAGAAAAGCUCUAUCCAGUUCCUCUUCCAAUACGGUUGAUCCUCAAAUACUUCUAGAGCUCUUCUCCAUUUACCGACAAUGGCAAGAGAGCAAAGCUCAAGAUAUUACCAAGAGACAGGAAGAUAUAGAAAACAAGAUAGAAGUGGCAGAUGCUUUGGCGACUAAACUUUUACAGAGGUUUAACCACUCUGUUUCUGCAAUGAGGACAACUUCCCAGCAUUUAUCUCAAGUUCAUGGUUUGCAGGUGGAGCUCGGGGAGCUUAAAGGAAGGUUAACUGAGGUGAUCAGCAACUGCGAUACAUUAUGUAAGAGAAUUAAUUCUGAGGGACCUGAAUCUUUGAGGUCCACAGUUACGCCUUUUUCUCUUGCAUCUCCCGAUUCGGUCAGUAUAAAUACUACUACUCUGUCUUCUAAACCAGAGGCAUAAGAGUAAAUACUCUUAAUGAUAGUUAGAUUGGUGAAUCGAAUACGUCUAGUUCUACAGUAUACUUUCUGAUCUCCUCUGAUUUUGCAUAGAUGCAUGAUGAUGCUAUUGAUUGGUCUCUUUGUUACAAAUCAUUAUUUUAUUUUGUCAUUUCAUCUUUUGGCUUUCAUAUUUUUUACGUUGGUUUAUUUUCUGAGUUGUACAAUCGCUUGUGAGCAGUAAGAAACCAUUGUUGUGAUAAGAGAAAAUUCAUAUGUAAUAAAUAUGCUUUGCUUGC